This is a messenger RNA of Linepithema humile (Argentine ant), 5036 nucleotides long. It is a transcript of the gene Ehbp1, whose product is annotated as Eps15 homology domain containing protein-binding protein 1. NCBI's taxonomy places the organism in Eukaryota, Metazoa, Arthropoda, Insecta, Hymenoptera, Formicidae. The record is from RefSeq and is a predicted model, not a curated record. Gene Ontology annotation, molecular function: protein binding. Gene Ontology annotation, cellular component: microtubule organizing center; filamentous actin. Gene Ontology annotation, biological process: actin cytoskeleton organization.
CGUUUGUCACGUGAUAUUAGUUCGCUAAGUCUCACGACAGAUGGCGUUGAACCACUUCCUUCCAUCCCUCCUUCCUCAAGAGGGGAGUUUGGUGGGUUUCUUUUGGCUUACGGGAGAACGGAGUUUUUUGACGAUCGCAGACGUAUUUCAGCAUAUUUCAGCGCAACGUUGCGCGUGUGUGUGUGCAUGCAUGUAUUACCACGAUUCCGGUCGGAGCAUUGUAUGAGAGCGUAAGAAUGACAAGCCGUCCAUAUCAAGAACGCGCGUGAGCGGGUAAUUGCACAGAAUCGCCCAUCGAACAUAUGAUUGUACGGAGGACGCGCGUUGAAGUAAAUGUCAAGCUCAGGAAUGAAUAGCGAUUGCGUUUUUCGCAUCGUUUCGACUUUGCUCCGAGCGCUCGUGUGAUUUGUAAAAAAUGACGAAGCGCGCCUCGCUCGUGUGUCAGCAGUGAGGCUUCGCGAGCAGUGAUUUAUCACAAGUGACAAUCCCUGAGGAACGUGGCACGGCUUCGGCGGACAAACAUGAGUUCCGUUUGGAAACGUCUUCAGCGGGUGAAUAAGAGGGCCGCCAAGUUCCAGUUCACCGUUUCAUACCACGAAGUCACGUUAGAGACGACGACGAAAUGGAAACCAAACAAGCUAAGUGUUGUUUGGACAAGACGUAGCAGGAGAGUUAGUUCGGAACCCUUAGACUGGGAACCAAUUUUGAGCGAUCCGUUGAAAGGUGUUAUUAGCUGGGCAGUUCCUGACAAUCAUACAGUUUCCGUGACGUUAUUUAAAGAUCCAAGAACACACGAACUAGAAGAUAAAGAUUGGUCAUUUGUCAUUGAAGAUGUGUCGUCGACGGGAAAAAGGCGUCAUGUGGCCACCACGAAUAUAAAUAUGAAAAAAUACGCAACCCUGGAAUCUAGUCAGCAACAGCUCAAAUUAGACUUAAAGCCGACUUCUAAAAAGAUCGUUAGCGCUACACUCGAAUGUACUUUAUCAUGUGUGUUUCUGCGAGAGGGCAAGGCAACGGACGAAGAUAUGCAAAGUAUGGCUAGUUUAAUGUCGGUUAAUAAUAAUAGCGAUAUUGCGCCCUUAGAUGAUUUUGAUAACGAAGACAUACCGGAAGAUGUCGAAGAAGUAUCGGUCAAAAAUUUGGAUGAGAUUCUAGAUAUCUCAGCUCAACUCGAUUUAAUGACGAGUAGUCUCACCGAAAGUGAACUACCUAGCACUCCUAUAAGCGUGGCGAGCUUAUCAAAGGACGACACAACUCCUGUGAACGACGGAGAACAUUUUAUACGCGAUAUUAGUCUAACAAAAAUUGGGGAAUCUUUAAAAGAAAAGUCACCUAUAAAAGACAGUGUUGCUGUUGAAAAUGACAAAAACAUCGAGCACAGCGUACUGAGAUUGCCGUUGCAGCCAUUAGAUCUUAAGAAAAAUGACGCAAACGUUCCGAGAUUGAAGGAAAUUACUCCUGGUCAAGAUUUAUUAGAAUGGUGCAAAGAAGUCACUAAGGAUUAUCCUGGUGUCAAAGUCACCAAUCUGACGACGUCUUGGCGAAACGGAAUGGCAUUCUGCGCGAUUAUUCAUCAUUUCAGACCCGAUUUGAUAGACAUCGAUUCCUUAUUAUCGCACGACGUAAAAGGCAACUGUAAGAAAGCAUUUGACGCGGGCGAAGCUCUAGGCAUACCCAGAGUUAUAGAACCAGCAGAUAUGGAUAUAUUAACUGUACCUGAUAAACUAGCUGUGAUGACGUAUUUGUAUCAAUUGAGAGCGCAUUUUACCGGCCACGAACUGGAGGUACACCAAAUAGGAAAAACAACGGACGAAUCCUCUUACAUGAUCGGUAGGUUUAACACAGACAACAAUACAGACGUGAGUGUCCAGCUGUUUGGCCAAGAAAUCAUUAACUUACGAAAGAAGGAACAGAUUGAUCAGAAGAACAAUAAAGCGGACAAUCGACGGUCAAAUCCGUUCGACAAUAAGAAGGACGAUAUCUGUAUCGACUCUUUAAAGAACAAGCUGCACUUGAGUCUGAACACGCAGGACACACAGGAUCACGAUCAGUGCAACAAGGACAAAUCGCCGUCCAGCGUGAAGGAUGUCAAGGACAUUAUAUUGGCCAGUUCGAAGAGCAUUCUGGGCAAGGUGUUGUCGCCGACCAAGGAGAAGUACUCGUCGAGAGAGAAAAGCAAGUCGCCGCCGAGAGUGCAACAAGCGCAGCAACGUCCGAUACUUAUGACACGCCGGCAAUUAACCGAUCCGUUCGGCUCCGACGACGAGGAGGAGAACAUACAGAUAAUCGACGACAAAUGGUCGCAAUCGAUCUCGAUUACCAAAUCGCAAAGUCCGGUCCGUGAUGAUUCGGUAAACUCCGACGAUAGAGGAAGUCGAGGUAGUUCCGAGUGUCAAGCUGCAUCGCCGCCGUACGGAGACCAACGUUCGCAACAUCCAUUAGUUAGCCGACAUGAUGAGUUGCGAGAGCGUGCGAGAUUACUUCUAGAACAAGCCAGAAACCAGACGAAACCAGCCGGGUUUGUUUCCGCUGCGAUCAGUCCCGUCGAGAUACAGAACGAUGACGAGAGACAGCAGCAAUUGCGGGAAAGAGCGAGACGCUUGAUAGCGGAAGUGAAAAUGGGCGUCACUGUGACUCCGAGUCAACUGAACGACGACAAUAGCAGUGAUCGACGAUCGAUAGACGAUCAGAAUAAUAGUCCUAGACGUAGCAUCACGCCGUCAACGCCCGGUGAUAGACUCAGUAUUAAGUCUGAGUACAAUGGAAAUAUACUGGGAAACACAAGUGUGAUAGAUGGAGAGAAGAAAGCCGGUUCGCCUUUGUAUUCCUUUUCCAAAAUCAUAGAAAGAAUUUCGCCCGACAAAGGAAGUCCUGACAGAACUCCGUACACACUUCGCGGGUUGGGCAAAGACAUGACAUCGUAUAUACAAAACGAGCUCGAGGCGCUCGAACGAGAGCAAAAUCAGAUUGACAUACAGGCUGGCAAGCUUGAGAAGCAAUUGAGAGCAGCAAUGGAAAGCGAUAACGAGGAUGAAACGGAAAGACUGAUGUCUUUGUGGUUCACUCUUGUUAACAAGAAGAAUGCGCUCUUGAGAAGGCAAAUGCAACUAAACAUACUGGAAAAGGAAGAUGAUUUAGAGCGACGAUUCGAACUUCUGAAUCGCGAAUUAAGAAGCAUCCUCGCAGUGGAAGAGUGGCGGAAGACAUCCGAGCAAAAAAUGCGUGAAAAUUUAUUGUUGGAAGAAUUAGUGUCGAUCGUGAACAAAAGAGACGAAUUGGUGCAUCAUUUAGAUACGCAAGAGAGAGCCAUCGAGGAUGAUGACGAGAUAGAACGCGACUUAUCGCGCGCUGGAUUAGCUCAACGAAACAAAAAUUGUGUUGUGCAGUGAAGAGUUAUUAUCUAUUAUAUAUUUUCGACACUAUUUUGAAGGCAUGACCCAUUUUGCUGUGCUUGCCAAAGAGUCGAUGAAAUUAGACAUUGAAGAGUUAAGUAUAAUGUUUCAUGGUUUGCAAACUGAUCACUUUAGGGACUCAUUUUCUACUACACAUCAUAGAUUAAUUCAUUGAAGUAAAUUAAUAUUAAAUUCGUCGACCAACAAUUCGCGACAAAGGAAUUGAGGAAGGUCGAGAAAUCUCGAAGCAUCAACAAACAUUAAUCAAUGAUGUGCAUGAUUUUUUGUAUAUUAUCGAGCACGAAGCCGAUUAUUUCAUAUAGCAAACAUUUUGAUGUAUGCUUUAAGUGGAGUGUUGCGCGUCAAUACAAAUAGAUACGCGCUACGAGAUGACGAAUAAUGCAGAACACUUUAUAAUUAUAGUAGUAGAGAAAGAAAGACAUAAUUAAUUUUUUUUUAAAUGAACAAUAAAGCGUUAAGCGAAAAAGUAACGCAGAUGCGGGAGAAAGCUUAGAAAGUGUGGAGAUUAAUGAUAAGGCUAAGUUUUGACGAGAUUCGGGAUCUCUUUAUGAUAUUUAUAUUAAAGGAUUCUGUUUAUACAAGUUAAUUAAUAGCUUUUAUAUUUAAAAAUAUGAAAGAUGUAAUUAGUUGAUUGCAUGCCGCAAUUAGUUAAUCAGUUGACUGCAAUUGUGAAUUUUGAACGUUUAAUUUACGUAAAAAUUUUUACUUUGUGGCUGGAUUGCUAAAAUAUUUAAUAUCGAAAACCAAAGAAUGACAAAUAAUGAUUCAUACAUUCACUAAUGAGGAACGGCAGAUUUGAUCGAUUCCAUUAUCGAUCGUAUCAUUUCUCUCUUGAGUUUCUCUUCGUAUUUUUAAUAACAAGUGUGAGUGCUAUUCUAUCGCUAUCUAAGUGAAAUUAAAGUGGGCUACUGUGCAAGAACACGCGAGAGAUGCGUAAAAAGCAAUUUAGGAAAUAUAUCUCGCAACAUUACCGUUCGAAAUCGACUCGCGGCGAAUAGAUUAUCCCAAUUAUUACGAAAGGUAGAUCACGUCGGCGUUACGAAUAGUUUUCGGACUCGCAAUAGUCGUUUCCCAUCCAGCAUUCAUAUAUACUCUAUUUGUGCCAUAUGAACGUUGACAUACUUUUUCCAUUCUACUUAACGAGCUCAUUCGUUAUAAUGCAGGAAAAAAAUGCAUGAAAGGUAAAUCCGACGAUUUCGCUGGUGGGCGUGCAGUUUUAAGGAACCGAAUAAUCGCUAAGACUAAUUCUUAUGUGCUAUACUUGAAUUAUACGAUUCUCAUGGUCGCGGCAAGUGCGACCGAGAACUAUCUCAAUUCCGAAUGAUAAAUGAUUUAGCAAUAAUUUAUUAUUCUAGUGCCUAUAAAUCUACGUUUAUAAAACUGUAGUAUAAAUUGACUCUUUUAAUUUAAUUUAUUGUGUAUCAUGAAGAAUAUUUAGUGUAAAAAUAAUCAUUCUUGCCAACGCUGUAGUCUUGUGGAGAUGCGCUGUUCUAUUUUUCUUUGCUGAUCGAUGUAUGAGUGCGAGUGAGUAUAAAAAAAAACAUGUCACGCAAUAUUCGCCAUUAAUAAGGGAAGACUUAUAAAGCACCGCAGGAGGAAAUAAAUAUGAUGUUGAUAAUAUCA